ACUCUGCUACUCUGGUAACCUGGUAGGAGUCUAGGAGCAUGUAGGAAGUACAUACAUAGGUAUGCUGUUAAUUUUGUUAUCAUUGCAAAUUUACCAAAAGUUUUUGGUUUGUUUUCGAGUGAAUCAUUUAUAUUACUGUGGUUGUGUACUGUCCUAAGUCCUAACGUGUGUUUGUGUAGUAUAAUAAUAAAUAUAAAUCAUAUAAUGUUAAAUAUACCUAUAUCUAAUGAGUAAUAGAAGAGAACAAAAUAUUGUUUGAUGAUAUUUUGUGGUUUGUACUUACCUACAUCAUAAAAAAAGAAGUGUUAAGUUUUGUUCUAAAACAUAAAGAUGACAUUUCAAUUAAAAAUGUUUUUUUAUUAAUAUUAUAUCCUCAAUCGGACUAAGUUGAAUUAUGUCAAAUUUUUCAUUGUUCAAUUUCACAUUUAUUCAUUGCUAAAUGGAAUCAGUAAACGUCAAAACUAAAGAUGACAUUUUGCAAAGACAUAGAAAUGAGAAAAAAGAUAUGCAAUGUAAGAUUCAAUCAAUGAAGAAGUCUGUAGCAAAAGGUGAUCGGAAAAAGAAGAAAGAAGUUGCUGAGCAAACAGCAGAAAUUGAAGCCAAAUUAAAGCAUAAACAUUUAGAAGAACUAAAUUCAUUUACUGAAGAAGAUGAAGAACCAUCUUUAAUUAAAAAUUUACAAGAAGUUAAAAUUAAUGAUACUACUGUUAAAGUUAGUAGAGCUGAAAAGCGGCGAUCAAAAAAAAUCACUCAAUUGAAAGAAAGACAAGCAUUAAUUGAAGAACACGAUAUUCAAAAUAUUGGUGGUACACGACAUAUAGAAACUCAAACUUUAGUUAAGAAACUCAAAAACCUGGGUUUUGUUAUUUUUGAUAUUCCUUCAGAUGGUAAUUGUUUAUAUAGUGCUGUUGUACACCAGCUUAAAGAAAUAUGUGGACAAACUUUUACUGUGUCUGAAAUUCGACUUAAAACUUCUGACUUUAUUAAAUGCAACAAAGAUGACUUUAUUCCUUAUUUGAGUCAUCCAGAUACUGGAGAGAUGUUAACAGAUCAACAAUUUGUUGACUAUUGCUAUCAAGUAGCAAAUUCAGUACAAUGGGGUGGUGAAAUUGAACUAAGAGCUUUAUCCCAUAUUUUCAAAAUACCAAUCAAAGUAAUUCAAGCUGAAGGAUCUGAUAUCACUAUUGGAAUAGAAUAUACUAAUUGUAAUAAAGUAUUAACAUUAGUGUUUCAUCGGCAUAUGUAUGGUUUAGGUGAACAUUAUAAUUCUGUAUGCUCAAUUUAGUGUAUUCAUGUUGUAUACUGAAUGUUUCUAAUAUUGAUUAAAUAUAUAAUUCAUUUGAAAAUUAA
Rhopalosiphum padi (bird cherry-oat aphid) is the source of this 1350-nucleotide messenger RNA. RefSeq names its product deubiquitinase OTUD6B. Bases 440 to 1285 code for a protein of 281 amino acids. The record is from RefSeq and is a predicted model, not a curated record. The transcript is spliced from 3 exons. Gene Ontology annotation, molecular function: cysteine-type deubiquitinase activity. Gene Ontology annotation, biological process: protein deubiquitination. NCBI's taxonomy places the organism in Eukaryota, Metazoa, Arthropoda, Insecta, Hemiptera, Aphididae.